Seminavis robusta is the source of this 1335-nucleotide messenger RNA. Lineage: Eukaryota; Bacillariophyta; Bacillariophyceae; Naviculales; Naviculaceae. The record is from the annotation of a GenBank genome assembly.
AUGAUUAAGGAGGGCUUGUUCGUGGUGGCUGCAGUUUGUGUCUGUUUUCUUCAAACUGCUCUUGGAAACCAGCUGGAAUGCAUCGGAGGAGAUUUCGACAUUGCCUCGGAUGGACUCUUUGUGGAUAAGGUUCAACCCAUGUAUUCAAAGUUCUGGGAAGUAGCCUAUCACGGCACCUACAAGAUUCUUACCAACAAAGCUUCGGAUCUGACUUACCUGCUGUACCAAUGCGGCAGCGACCCUCCUGAAGAACACCUGGACGGCCGUCAUGCCGCAGUGCUAUCGAUCCCCAUUCAGUCGGUCGCCAUUGCCUCCACCCCACUCAUUUCCUACAUGGAAUUGCUCGGUUUGCGAAGAACAAUCAAGGGAUACGUAGGAAAUCCCAGUUUCAUAUCCUCGCCUUGUUUACUCGAGCUAAUCGAGCUCGGUCAAGUCAGUGUCGCAGACAGUGCUGCUGCCUUGACAGGCGUUGACAACGAUCUUGUUGGUCUGGUCUAUGGCUGGCCAACUGCUGGUCUGGCACCAAACGUUGUCGUGGAAGAAUACGCGGAACGAUCCUUUAUUGGUACAGUGGAAUGGAUCAAGGUGUACGGGGCUUUGUUCAACAGAGAACAACUGGCGAAUGAGAUAUUUGACCAAGUUACUUGUCGCAUUCAGGAAAUUGUCGAUAAUGUCGCCAAUGCUACCGCCAACUUGCAGCAGCGAAAACCUCGGAUCUUGUGGGCAUAUUAUUCCUUCUAUUGUGGAGGAUGGGAUGUAGCCGAAUGUCCCAACUACUAUUGUGACUUUGCCAACCUUUGCAAGGCAGAAAUCCUUCAUUCUUCGGAGGGGAGUGUUGGUUUUGAAAUCUGUGGCGCCCCGUACAUGUCCACGGAAGAGUUUGUCUUGUUUGGAAAGGACGCCGAUCACUGGAUUUACCCCGGCGACAGUUGGGAGGAUGUAUAUGCUGCCAAUGAGGCCGUGCUGUCAACCUUUCAGAGUGUCAAGAGCGAGAGCGUAUACGACAACCAACUUGGAGGAGGAGCAAAUGCUUGGUUUGAGCGGCGCUACGCGGAAUAUGACGUUCUUCUGCAUGACUUUUGCCUGGUGGCUGGCACUAUUGCCUCUGACAGCAAUCAACGAUUCUGGUUACGCAACGUCUUCCAGGAAGAGGUGGGGAUGCCGGGUUCAUGCGAAGAUGUGGACGCGCCACUGGAGUCGAGAGGGAACCAGUGGAGCGGAUGUGGCAAUACUGAUAGCAGUACAAUAAUGACAGCUGAAAACGAAACCAUUUCAGAAGAGAGCUUCACCGCUGGUGCAAAGAUAGAUAGCGAUGAGUACGGCCAAGGUGGUUGA